UCCCUGAGGCGGGGGGGCCGCCAUUUUGCCGGGAGGGGGACGCGCCUGCCCAUUCCCGGCGGCCGAGGGUGAAGCGCCUGAGCCUCCGGCUAGAUCCCGGGAGGGGCCGGGCUCCUGUCCCUUCUCUCUGCUCUGCUCUGCUCCGCUUCCGGGAGCAGGGAGCGCGGCGGCAGGCGGGCCAAGUUACUCUGCCGACUCCUUCCAGCCCAGCUGGCAGGUUCAAAACCCAGCGUGCACACGUAGAAGCAAGCUGCAGGUACCACUGAAGGUCUGGUGAGUUACAGAAGGCUCAGAAACAUGGAAAGCCUGUGUGCAGCAAACACCACUUUUGCACUGGAGCUGUUAAGAAAGCUGUGUGAGAAGAAAAGUGGACAGAAUGUGUUCUUUUCACCAUUUAGUAUUUCUUCUGCUUUGUCUAUGGUUUUGCUGGGUUCCAGAGGUAGCACUGAAGCCCAAAUACAAAAGGUGCUUUCUCUGAACAAUGCCCAGGAUGCUCACAAUGGCUAUCAAUCCCUUCUGUCUGAAAUUAAUGAUCCAAACACCAAAUACAUCCUGAGAACUGCAAACCGACUCUAUGGAGAAAAGACAUUCGAAUUUCUUGCAUCAUUUGUAGAGUCAAGUCAGAAAUCCUACCAUGCUGGCCUAGAACAGAUGGACUUCCUGCAUGCUUGGGAGGAUGCCAGGAAACAAAUCAAUGGCUGGGUAGAGGAAAGGACUGAAGGUAAAAUUCAGAACCUGUUGGCAGAGGGGAUUCUGAAUUCUCUGACCAGACUUGUGUUGGUGAAUGCCAUCUAUUUCAAAGGCAACUGGGAAGAGCAGUUCAACAAAGAGAGCACCAGAGAAAGGCCAUUCCAAAUUAAUAAGAAUGAAACCAGACCUGUGCAGAUGAUGUUCAAGGAGGCACAUUUUAACAUGACCUACAUUGGAGACUUCCAGACCAAAAUCCUUGAGCUGCCCUAUGUGGGUAAUGAACUGAGCAUGAUCAUCCUGCUCCCUGAUGCAAUCCAGGAUGGAUCCACAGGCUUGGAAAGACUGGAAAGAGAACUCACAUAUGACAAGCUAAUAGAUUGGAUCAAUCCUGAAAUGAUGGACUCUACAAAUGUGAGGGUGUCUUUACCAAGAUUUAAAUUGGAAGAAAGUUAUGAUCUGAAGCCCCUUCUGAGCAGCAUGGGAAUGCCUGAUGCAUUUGACUUAGGGAAGGCAGACUUCUCAGGAAUCUCAUCUGGCAACGAGCUGGUGCUCUCUGAAGUGGUUCACAAGUCCUUUGUUGAAGUCAAUGAAGAGGGCACUGAAGCAGCUGCUGCCACAGCUGCAGUGAUGAUGAUGCGCUGUGCACUGAGAGUUCCGGAUUUCACUGCUGAUCAUCCUUUCCUCUUCUUCAUCCGGCACAACAAAACUCGCAGCAUUUUGUUCUGCGGCAGAUUUUGCUGUCCCUAAGGAGCAGAUACCUUGGCAGCAUAGGUGCCAUCACACAAUAAAUUUACAUUUCCCUAGAACUAGGUGACUUCUUUUGCACUAAUUUUCUCUUUCAGCUGUGCCUGAACCCUCUUGUGUAGUCUUGAUCUUGGACUUGGCAGGAAUAACAGAGCUGCUUAGGCACACAGAGCACCUGCCAUGUCCAAGCCCUCCUGAACCUGGGUGCCGAGGUCUCCAGGUUCUGGCUGACACAGGAACCAUCCCACUUGCUCUGUGAGUGCUGCUUCUGUGCUUGACUUCAGUUCUGGUGUCCAGCAGGCAUGGUCAGGCAGUGAGAGCCCGUGGGAGAGGAGAAGUUACUUUUGCUUGUGACAGGGCUGGGACACAUUUGUAGGUUCCCUCCCCUUUUAUCUUGCAGUCUCAUCCAUUUAGUGCCUGGAUACAUUGCCUGAAGCUGAAAGGAGUUUAUGGCAGCCUGUUCCAGGUAUUGCUGAGCAUCCUUUGUGCAUUUGUAUCUUCCACUAGUAACUGGAAAAUCGCUUAGGGAAAAAUCUGAAUCAAAGUAUGCUUUUGUACCAGAUGUCCCUGUGAGGUAUUUCUGGGGCAAGUGCCUUUGUUUCAUCUUCCCAGGACUCCUGGGUUUAUUCCCUGUCACCUGGUUCUGAUCCUUUAACAGAGAAUGUAACAGAAGUGCAUGCAUGGUACCUAUGCAAUAUUUCAAAGACAAAGCCUUGAUUUUUUUUUUUGUUUUGUAACUGUUAUAUGUUUACCCUAUUAAUAUUUUCUUAGACACCAUAGUUCACCUGUAAAUUACCAAAGACUCAGCUGCAACAGCUUUUCUUACAUUGGGAUGUGUUUAAUGGGUCCCGUUCCUGGAAUAAUAAAAGAAGUGCAAUGGCUGCAUG
Catharus ustulatus (Swainson's thrush) is the source of this 2321-nucleotide messenger RNA. RefSeq names its product serpin B6-like. Gene Ontology annotation, molecular function: serine-type endopeptidase inhibitor activity. NCBI's taxonomy places the organism in Eukaryota, Metazoa, Chordata, Aves, Passeriformes, Turdidae. The record is from RefSeq and is a predicted model, not a curated record. Gene Ontology annotation, cellular component: cytoplasm. The coding region runs from base 298 to 1437 and encodes 379 amino acids. The transcript has 8 exons. Gene Ontology annotation, biological process: negative regulation of endopeptidase activity.